Messenger RNA from Labeo rohita (rohu), 3369 nucleotides. RefSeq names its product far upstream element (FUSE) binding protein 3 (gene fubp3). Lineage: Eukaryota; Metazoa; Chordata; Actinopteri; Cypriniformes; Cyprinidae. Gene Ontology annotation, cellular component: cytoplasm; nucleus. Gene Ontology annotation, biological process: regulation of DNA-templated transcription. Gene Ontology annotation, molecular function: mRNA binding. The coding region runs from base 80 to 1828 and encodes 582 amino acids. The transcript has 19 exons. The record is from RefSeq and is a predicted model, not a curated record.
UUUCCUGUUCCGGGGUCGGUAGUGUACACUCCGUGUGUGUUUAUGUGCUUGUGUGUGUCCGUGUGUGUGAGUGUGUGUGAUGAUGAUGAUGGCGGAGCUGGUGCAGGGACAGGCCUCGGUGGCUCAGCCCGGGAUGAAGGCGGACGGAUUCACGGACCCGUUCCACCGCGCACGACAGAGUGUGGUUUGCGCUGAUGUCUUACAGAUUGCUAAGAUGGGAGGAGAGCAGAUGCAGCAUCUGAACAACUCGUCUCCAGUCGUCGAUGCCGCGCUGUACGGCUAUGGAGGGCAGAAACGCUCGCUGGACGAAGGAGUGGCUAACCAGCUCGGUGCAAUGGUACAUAGUACAAGGGCUAUAAUAACAGAAGACUUCAAAGUGCCUGAUAAGAUGGUUGGAUUCAUCAUUGGACGGGGCGGCGAACAGAUCACAAGAAUUCAGCUGGAAUCCAACUGUAAGAUCCAGAUCGCUGCUGACAGUGGAGGUAUGAUGGAUAGGCCUUGCACCCUGACUGGGACCCCAGAAAGUAUUGAGCAGGCCAAGAGGUUGUUGGGGCAGAUCGUGGACCGGUGUCGAAACGGACCGGGCUUCCAUAAUCAGAUGGACGGGAACAGCGCCGUCCAGGAGAUCCUGAUCCCGGCCAGUAAAGUCGGCCUGGUCAUCGGGAAAGGAGGCGACACCAUCAAACAGCUUCAGGAGAGGACAGGAGUAAAGAUGAUCAUGAUUCAGGACGACCCGAUGCCCACUGGAUCAGACAAACCCUUGAGAAUCACUGGAGACCCUUAUAAAGUUCAGCAAGCGCGGGAGCUGGUGGUCGAGAUCAUCAGGGACAAGGAUCAGGGAGAUUUCAGGAGCGGCCGCAGCGACUUCGGCUCCAGACUGGGCAGCAGCAUCGACGUGGCAGUGCCCAGGUUCGCAGUGGGAAUCGUCAUCGGCAGAAACGGCGAGAUGAUCAAGAAGAUUCAAAACGAUGCAGGAGUCAGGAUCCAGUUCAAGCCAGAUGAUGGGAUCAGUCCGGACCGAAUCGCUCAGGUCAUGGGUCAGCCGGACCGAUGUCAGCACGCCGUUCACCUCAUCAAUGAUCUGGUCCAUACAGCACAGGAGCGCGAUGGCUUCGGAGGGCCGGUUGGACCCAGAGGUCGUGGCAGAGGUCGCGGCGAUUGGAACAUGGGAACUCCUGGAGGCCUGCAGGAAGUGACCUACACAAUACCCGCUGAUAAGUGCGGCCUUGUGAUCGGAAAAGGUGGAGAGACCAUAAAGAACAUCAACCAGCAGUCCGGAGCUCAUGUGGAGCUGCAGAGAAAUCCUCCUCCAAACACCGACCCCAACGUCAGGAUCUUCUCCAUCCGUGGAUCUCCUCAGCAGAUGGAAAUGGCCAGACAACUGAUAGACGAGAAGAUCGGGGCGUCUGGAAUGGGAGGAAGCAGCAGUUUUGGACUCAGUCCUUUCACCCAAGGACCAGCGACUCCUCAUCAGAACGGGCCGCAGACGUUCAUGACUGGAGGUUGGGGAACCACGUACCAGACAUGGCAGCCUCAGAGCCAGCAGGACCCCAGUCACAAUGGAUCUCAGACCGGCCAGAUGGACUAUUCCAAAGCGUGGGAGCAGUAUUAUAAAAAGCUAGGUCAACAGAACCAAGGCCAGAGCAGCGGCCCUGACUACAGCAAAGCAUGGGAGGAGUAUUACAAGAAACAGACUCAGGCAGCCGGUCCUGGAUCUCAGCAGAGCUCUCCUCCAGACUACAGCGCCGCCUGGGUGGAGUAUUACAGACAGCAGGGGGCGUAUUACGGCCAGGGACAGACGCAGGCUCCCGGGCUCCCGGAUCAUUAAAGCGGGCGACUGCAGACCCUUUAGUUGAAGAUUUUUGAAUCACUGCGAGGAGGAAACAGACCUUUUGUAACAGAGGUUUCUAGAUUUGCAACGCCUUGAAGACUUUUACUUUUUUUCUUAGUGAGAAACACUAGCUGUAGAAUGACUUAUAUGAUUUAAAAAGAGAACUAUUUCUAAAUCAGGACAUCAAAUUGUUACUAAAUACUUGUGUACACCAUUAUUCGAUAUGGGCGAUUUCCGGGAUCCCUUUUGGAGCGUUUCCGAGUUGGUUUGUUUUUCUAUUCUUCCUUUUUAAAUUCAACGAUAUAUAUAUAUAGAUGUGUAUCGCCAAAACGAACCCCGGAGUCGCGGCAUUUCAUCGAUCGCGCAAUAUAAUCUCUUAUUUUUCUAGUUCUGUUGCAAUAAAAUGAUCGCGGGCUUAGCAGUCUUGAAUUCGUUAUCGUUUCGUUUUGUCAUGAAAUGUUUUAAGAAUGUGUACAAAAUGUUUUCUUUCUCUCUCUCGUGUUUUUUUUUGGUUUGUUUUGGUUCUUUUACACAAAGCAUUUUAAUUCAGUGCGAUUAAGAGAAAAACUGUGAUGUUUUUGUUACAGAAAUAUAUAUGCUUUUUUGUUACACGAGAAACGCAACGACGUCGCCGGUCGCUUCCUGAUGAUGUAACUCCUCGUACUUUGUAUUCUGUUUUCAUUGUCAUUUUAUUGUACUCUGGUUUAAGAAGGUGCAAUAUCUUAUUUCAUACUUCUUUUGAAACAAAGACGGACUUUCUCGAAUAUUUUGACAGACGUUUAACGUGUAGGUCUUAGAGGUUUUUUUUUAGUCGUAUGCAAUUGUAACGGAUAAUUUUUCUAUUGCGGUGAUCUGACGGGGAGAGGGUGGUCUUGCGUAUCGUGAGGUUGUUUUUUUGCCUUUGCUCUCUUGUAAAACUAUGUAUGUAUGCUCAGAUACUUGACUAAAUACUUUAUUUAAAAAAACAAAUAUAUAUAUAUAUAAUUAAAUCAAAGACUUUUUUGUCCUGCGUUUUUACAGGAAAACUGUCCCUGUUUUUCUGUUCUGUUUUCAUACUGAAAUUUGUCAAAGAUUGUGAAUGUGUAAUUUGAAAUUUGAUGUUGCAUCUUGCUGACGGAUGAGAAGUUUUAUGUGUGUUUCUGUAAACUUCGACUUUACAAGCGUUCAAGACUGCUAAGCCUCGGAGAGCCUACCUGUGUAUUAAUUAAUUGUAGUUUUUUAUAUUCGAAGUAUUGGAAGAUCAAACGUUCUUGUCUUAUUUGGUACCACCACCGCCGCCGCUCCCCAUCCAUCCCUCGACUUCACCAGUACACACUGUGGACUCCUGUACAGUCCCGAACCCAUAACUUUUUAAUUCUGUUUUUGCUUUCUACUCUGUGUGAUCUAAUAUAUGUAUGAUUGAUUAGUUACAAAUUGAUCUAGUAUUAACUUCAUUGCUUAAUGAAAAGGGAUAUUAUAAUUUCAAAAUGUUUAAUUUUAGUGUUUCUUUUCUUCCUCAUGUGUACAGGUAACCAUGUAUUAAAAUGAUCGAAAGACUA